Molecule: messenger RNA, 1387 nt
Organism: Hydractinia symbiolongicarpus
Lineage: Eukaryota; Metazoa; Cnidaria; Hydrozoa; Anthoathecata; Hydractiniidae
Exons: 4
Coding region: 660-1316 (218 amino acids)
Source: RefSeq, a predicted model, not a curated record
UUGUAGAAAUAUUACUGAAGAAUGAUUCUCCAGUAUAUCAGUGUCACGUUUUACUUUACAGGGAAGAGAGAUGACACAUUCGUAUCUAUUUAACAACUAUCUUUCAAAAUAAUAAGUGUUUGUUUUUAUACUGUUAUCUGUCGUAGGUGUCGCUCUCCAUUCUACGUCAAAACGAUCAGGAGAUAAUGAAAAGAAAUUUUAAAUUUUCUAACUUUCUGUUUUGUGCACUUAAAUUCAAGAUAUUAAAUUUUAACAAGAACUUAUAUACUGUAAUGUCAAGUGCACACAUAAAAAGCAGACACAGAAUAUGAAACAGACGCAGAAAAUGAAGCAGACGCAGAAUAUGAAGCAGACGCAGGAUAUAAAGCAUACACAGAAUAUGAAGCAGACGCAGGAUAAAACGCAGACACAGAAUAUGAAACAGACGCAGAAUAUGAAGCAGAUGCAGAAUAUGAAGCAGACGCAGGAAAUGAAACAGACGCAGAAUAUGAAGCAGACGCAGAAUAUGAAGCAGACGCAGAAUAUGAAGCAGAUGCAAGCACUGUGUAAACACUCAUGAAACAAGUGAAACUGACUAAAAAUAUAAAGCAUGCGUUGAAGUAUUUUGAUAUUCCAAUUCAUCUGUUGCUUCCUUCUUGUUGUUGCUCCAUACUUGUUUCAUGAUUUUUGUAGUGCGAACCUACGCGAUGGACAUACUGUACAGCCCUGGAAAUUGGCUUCAUAGCUAUAUGAAAAAUCACAGUGACACUAUUUACAUAUUCAAGAUGCAGCGGAUCAUAUCAAAUGAAAUUCAGUUACCAGACGGUAGAGUUGGAGUACCGAUCUAUAUUCAACCAUCAGUGUUUCCACCAUUAAUUUAUCCCUGUCAUGUUAUUACCCUUCGAAUAUGUGGAUUUGGAGUAACCUCGAUUAUCACUGGAAUUAUUGGAUUAACACUAACAUUUCGGAUGCAUUUCAGCGCUUUAAAUGGAACCUAUAUGACAAGUUCAGCAAUAAAUGUAAUUUACGCUUCAUUUCAUGGCAUGAGGUAUGCUUCACUCGACAAAUUAUUUUGCAAGUUCAUUGGUGCAACAGCAAUGGCUUGUAUGGGCAUCUCAUUAGUUGCCAUCGUGUUUUGUAUGAAGACCAACAUUUGUUGUCCAAGUUGUCAUGCGUAUGAUCCCGAAAGAAAUAGUCGCUAUGGCGCAAAUGCUGCUAAUAUCGACGAAAUACAGCCAAAUCCAAAUGUGUGUGCACCGCAAGAUAUGGCUCAACUGUUCGAAUCUAGAAAUAUUUGUAGCACUAGACUCGAAUCUCCACCAGCUUAUACGGAGUAAAAUAUUUUGCUUGUAAACUUUUAUAAUUAACUUUGGAAAAUAAACUUGGAAUAUAUUUGUUCGCGCUGUUA